Somion occarium is the source of this 2743-nucleotide messenger RNA. The record is from the annotation of a GenBank genome assembly. NCBI's taxonomy places the organism in Eukaryota, Fungi, Basidiomycota, Agaricomycetes, Polyporales, Cerrenaceae.
GGCUAGGCGUAUCAGUAGUUGACUGUAUUCACCUACGCCCUUGUAUACCCACCUAAUUGUCCAAUAUUCGACCACUGCGACGUGCAGCAGCAGCCAGAGACAGAGCAAGAACACGUUCCGGGCUGUAGUAGAAGAACAAGUUGAAUAGGAUUGUGGAGAUAAGGUGAGCUAGGGUUGGCUUAUCUCUGGAGGAGCGAGACGAGUUGCUUAUCUCCCGCAUCACAAGCAGUCAGAAAUUGCGGCAAAAGGAGGACAGGAUGUCAGACGCUGGCUCAUACGACUCUUCUCAUUCCCAUUCUGUCAUGACCGAGGACGAGGAAGACUGGGAGGACUAUGUCAAAGGCGGCUACCACCCCGUUCACAUUGGCGACACAUUUUCCGACGGCAGAUAUGUCGUCGUUCGCAAACUCGGUUGGGGCCACUUUUCCACCGUCUGGCUCGCAAAGGACACAAAAAUGAACCGCCACGUUGCCCUCAAAGUCGUCAAGUCCGCUCCUCGCUAUACAGAGACCGCACUCGACGAAAUCAAACUGCUCCAACGACUCAUUACUUCCACCUCCCCGCCUAUCCAACCUACACCCGAUAAUCCCAAUCCCCCGCUCUCCCCAUCGCAAUCCCAUCCCGGCCGCUCACACGUCAUCUCCUUUCUCGACCAUUUCAAGCACAAGGGACCAAAUGGCACGCACGUCUGCAUGGUCUUCGAGGUCCUGGGCGAGAAUCUCUUAGGACUGAUCAAGAGACAUCAGAACAAGGGCGUCCCGAUGCACUUGUGCAAGCAGAUUGCAAAACAGAUCUUGCUCGGGCUGGAUUACAUGCACCGUUGUUGUGGCGUUAUCCAUACCGAUCUAAAACCAGAGAACGUUCUUAUAUCCAUUGACGAUGUCGAAUCGAUCAUUCAGGCCGAACUCACUGCGCAGUCGGCCUCUCAAACGCCUCCACCGACCCGACUGGUCGGCGUCCCUCCUUCUCGCGGGCGUGGUGGCAAUCAAACGCCGCGCUCCGAGUCCGUCUUCAUCACUGGUUCACAACCUCUACCGUCUCCAAGUUCAUCCUUUGGCUCGACAUCACACCUCGACCGAUGGGCGUUUGGCAUGAGUAAGAUCGAUGGUGAGGGAAGUAAGCCGGCGUCUAUAGGUAGCAGUAAGGAUGCCCCACAGAAGCGAGCGGAUUCAACGGAGCAAGCUGCUGAACGCAUAUCAAACGUGAAGCUGGAGAGCUCACCUUUCGGCGAGAAGUCGAAAUCGAACGGUCCAAAGGGCAAGGCGGGCGGACCUUCGUUAUUGUCACAGCAAGCUCCGCCACCUGGAUCUCAGCCAACUGGAUCUCAGCCAACACCUGCGCCGCCAUUGAGUGCACAUAAUAGCAGUCAACCACCACCUUAUUCACCUGCCGAGGCCACCGGACGACAACCCGCAAUCAACCAGCCACUUUCGAGUAGUGCGAUGAGUGUGGAUAACAUGCCUGUGAUGGACGGCACGGAGAAGAUUACUGUCAAGAUUGCUGAUCUCGGAAAUGCUACAUGGGUAGAACACCAUUUCACUGAUGACAUCCAGACAAGGCAAUAUCGCUGCCCAGAGGUCAUCCUAGGUGCACGAUGGGGUCCUUCGGCCGAUAUCUGGAGUGUGGCUUGUGUGAUUUUCGAGUUAAUCACUGGUGGUGAUUACCUCUUUGACCCGGCGUCAGGGUCGAGAUACAGCAAAGACGACGAUCAUAUAGCUCAAAUCAUCGAACUUAUGGGCGACUUCCCCAAGCCGCUGGCGUUCUCGGGGAAGUAUAGUUCAGACUUCUUCAGUCGGAAAGGUGAAUUGCGACAUAUUCAGAAACUCCGCUUCUGGCCUCUCGACAACGUACUACAUGAGAAGUAUUUGCUACCAAAGGAAGAAGCUGAGCUCAUCGCAUCGUUCCUAAACCCUAUGCUACGCCUUAAUCCAGAGAAGCGAGCAAAGGCAGGAGACCUCAUCCAUCAUAAAUGGCUAGAAGGUAUUGUUGUUCAAGGCGAGAUCGACAUUAUUCGACGAGCAGAAGAUGAGGAUCGGAAACGUAAAGCUCUGCUUGCUGACAAGCAGGGAGCAAAACAAGAAGGACUUGAUCAGGCUGGUGGAAAAGGGAAGGGAAGGCCCUUGGAGUUGGGCGUGAGGGAGGGUGAAGAAGAUGCAAUGAAGCCUGUGGAGGACGAUCCCGUCAGCGGCGUUGAAGAGAGCUCUGUCUCGCAUGUACCGAAGUUGAGUACGCCUGUACCUUCAUCAGCUGCUGGGAAGGAGAACGCGACUAGGAGUGUCCCGACACUAGCAACACCACACAAAUCCGGCGAUAAACGCACAUGACAACUCGCUUCACAGGACGAACGACCUGUAUUUGUGCGUGUUCUGUUCCGAUAGCGCGCUCGUCUUACGAUGGACCAAGUGUUCUUCUAGAGUUUACGACCGGCGUUGUUGUUUUCCGUUGUAGUGUGUUCUGUAUCUGCUACGCUGGCUGUGCCUACUAAUAUUUCUAACUGCCGUUCAUGACAGUCUUUCAUACAUUGAAUGUACGUCUCGAUUUCAAUGUUCUGCUUCAGUUGGAUUUUCACACUUCUUGGUUUGCCGAUCUUUCACGUCCCUUUCUUUGUUGUCCUGAUCCGAAUCACAAGUGUAUUGCUCAAGUACAGGUAGCGAUAGAAGCCAGAUAUUCAAUAUUCCCUCACAAGCACGUGCACGUUCGUCUGCAUGUUAAUUUUGGGUGUAACUGUAAGCAGCGUCAUCAU